Molecule: messenger RNA, 1929 nt
Organism: Didymosphaeria variabile
Lineage: Eukaryota; Fungi; Ascomycota; Dothideomycetes; Pleosporales; Didymosphaeriaceae
Exons: 3
Coding region: 1-1929 (642 amino acids)
Biological process (GO): DNA-templated transcription; regulation of DNA-templated transcription
Molecular function (GO): DNA binding; DNA-binding transcription factor activity, RNA polymerase II-specific; zinc ion binding
Source: RefSeq, a predicted model, not a curated record
AUGCGUCCCUCCUCAGGCGAUCAGCCUUGCCAACAAUGUCGGACAGCCUCAAGAGAAUGCAUUUAUCCUGCCGAAGAACCUUUGAAGGGAGCAUCGCUGAAAGAGGAGCUAGAGCGUCUCCGCAAAAAGUGUGAUCAUCUAGAGAAAUGUCUGCAAACAGUGCUUCCAGACAACGCGGCAAGAGAUGACUUGCUCCGCAGCGUGGAGUCUGGAGAUACCCCUCCCGCAGCUUCGGUAUACUCGGAAUCAUCUGCAGUUGACGAUGGUGAGACGACUGAGGGCCGCAUGCUUUUCGACCCGGAUGGCAAUAUGAGAUUUCUUGGUGAGACGUCUGGCGCCACGUUUCUCGAUCUCCUGAAGGCUUUCAUGCUGACACUCGUGCCGUUGGCUUUGGCACCAGAACCGGGAUUAACCGUGCCUGAAGAUGGAUCAACAUUUGUUGCCUCUUUGGGGCGAUACCAGACUUUUGAUUCAAGGCCGCUACUCGACUUGGAUGUGGAUCCAUUCUGGCUACCUACUCGCACGGAAAUGAUCAUGAUGUUGGCGGAGCUGCGUUAUCACAUCCAAGACGGCAAUGGGGAUUUCCCUUCUGGAGGCAUAUAUUACUGGGGCGAUCUUAGCUCUAUGCCUGAAGCUAUCACACUGACCGUAACCCAGUCUGAAGCAGCAAUUUCAGAUCGCUAUCGCUACCUUGCCUUCAAUCAUGUUUCUUUCGCGCUUGCAGCACAGAUUCUGAAUCAAUCGUUACAUCAAGGCGAAAUACACGCUGGAGACGCAUACUUCAAAAGAGCUAGAAUACUCCUCGGUAACCCACUAGACACAGUGCGGUUCUCGUUGAGGGAUGUGCCUGUGCUUGCUCUAAUGGCUCUCUACUUGAUCGAGAUCAACCGUCGCGAUGCUGCAUACGUAUAUACGAGCUUGGCUAUGCACAUAGCUGUAACGCACGGUGCAGCUAGGCAUUGCGCUGAUGAGGCUAGUAAACGGGUCUUCUGGACCGUCUAUGUUCUCGAUCGAUGGUUAAGCUGCUUAAUGGGUAGGCCUCCGACGCUCGCUGACGAGGCCAUCCGACUUCCCUUGCCAAUUGAUGCACCUAACAUGCCUUCCUCUGCCGGUCUUCGUGCCCACGUACAACUCGCACGUAUAUCGGGAUUCAUAGUCUGCGAGACGUACAAGAUCGCACCCAAGAAGCUAGAUACGAACCCGGCAGCCCCUGACGUUGAUAAGCCUAUGGAAUUGCUGCAAGACUGGCUUACGCAUCUACCUGCGUCGUUGCAAAUGUCUUCAGCCCAGCCAAGUGCCGAUCCCGCAUGUUGCAUCCUCCACAUGGCGCACAACCAGCUCAUCCUAAUCACCAUUCGUCCGAUCCUUCUCACCGCGGUGAAGCGUGCCGUGGCAGAGCGAUACAUGAACGCUUGCAGCUGGAAAUUAGAACAACAACCGCAGUUCAACCGCAUAGAUGCCUGCUCGAAAGCUGCACAACGCAACAUCCACCUGGCACAAUGGGUCAUGCAGCUUUACAAUACAAGACGACUCCUCCAAGCGGGUCUGCAUUUCGUAUUCAAUGCGGCCGUCAUCCUUCUCCUCAAUCGCGUGCUGCGGAACCAAUCAGCAGCUGCAAAAGAAAUCGACUUCGCUAUCGAUGUCUUCACUCAACAGUCCCGUAUAGGGACCAACUACGAGCGGGACUGUCUGCAAGUUUUGAAGGACCUCAAGAUCUUGCUCGACCGAUUCUUGUCUGGAUCAUGUGCAACACAACAGAAUUAUUCCGCGAAUCCUGCAAGAGUAUCGCAAGGCUUCAUCAAUGACACCCAAUUUGACGUCGCCCAGGGCCGGCAAAUAUUACCAAGCAACGGAGGCAAUGUGUACCAAGAACUAAUCACUUGGAUCCAGGAUGACAACACGCAAUUACACAGUAGCUUCCGGAUCUAA